AUGUUUGAAACUGUCUCGGAAUUCCGUGAAACUUGGAUCGAGUGUCUGGGAGAUUUAGCACGAUAUCGCAUGGCCGUGGAAGAGACUGAUGUGAAAGACCGCGAAAUCUGGGCUGGAGUCUCGCGUUAUUGGUGCAAUCAGGAUACAGAUCACAGUCCCGAGGUUGGGAGGAUUCAACACCAUCUUGCAAUGUUAGCUCGCCCGGACGUUCUCCAACAGCUCUUCUACUCCACCAAGGCCCUGGUCUGUGGGCAAAAUAUGCGGCAAGAAACCGACAUUUUGCCAGAAGAGCAAAUUGUAAGAGACUAUGAAUUUUUGCAUUCAUCGAGGUCGUCGAAUACCCCGAGAUUGACGUAUCAGAAGAGAGGAACAGAUGUUAAGCAAGAAUCGGAAUUUGAAAGUGCACGUUCCAAUGAUCGCAUCUUCGAAAUACCUUGUCAACUCGCAGAACAUUCUACCAAUGCGCUUGGAGAUUAUGGGGCAAAGAAAAAUUUCAUGAAAGAAGCAUAUGCUCUUCGCUUGGGGUUCCCGAUAAGCCGGAAUACUUCCUGCAAAGUCACCAUCGGUAGUGGGGAGCAAGCGACGACUGUGGGGACUGCAACUGUACCAUUCCGGUUCCGCGGCGAAAAUGAGGUGCACAGGCUUAAAUUCCAGCUUCUCCCCAGCUGCAUCCAUAAUGUGAUCGUGGGGAAGCCAUUUUUGAAACUGACGAAGACGUUCUCAAACGUCGCCAACUUCUCUCGCCGUGUGAAAGAAAGAGUUACCAAAGGUUUCUCGCAGUUUCAUCUUUUAUACCUCGGUGCAUCUACUCCAAUGUUUGAGGGUUCCAUCAAUGGCCAGGUGCAGACUGCUCUCGCUGAUUCUGGCUCAAAGGUAUUACUUAUGGAUGAGGCUUAUGCACGAAGUAUUGGGGUGCACAUUCAAACUGGACAUGAGCAUCAAACGAGGCUGAGGUUUGCCGAUAAUACGGCCACAGACACGGUCGGUAUGGCCUAUAAUGUCAAAUGGCGUUUUGGCAGCGAUGGUGAAUUCAGCUCACCUUAUUUUCUCAACUUUCAUAUUCUGAAGAACGCCCCCGCGAAUGUCAUCCUGAACGACACCUUCCUCUUUGACACCAAAGCUUUCUCACAAUAUCAUCAGUAUUUAACAGAUAAUGAUGACGACUGCGAAGAUGAAGACAUGCUGAUUUAUUUUCUUGCAAUUGACGUUGAUAGGAGAAAGAAGCGAACUCAAAGUAAGAUAUCAACUGUACUGCAAUAUUGCAGAUUUCCUCUCUGA
Messenger RNA from Penicillium manginii, 1278 nucleotides. Its product is annotated as retropepsin-like aspartic protease. Gene Ontology annotation, molecular function: protein binding. Lineage: Eukaryota; Fungi; Ascomycota; Eurotiomycetes; Eurotiales; Aspergillaceae. The record is from RefSeq and is a predicted model, not a curated record. The transcript has a single exon. Bases 1 to 1278 code for a protein of 425 amino acids.